Drechmeria coniospora is the source of this 258-nucleotide messenger RNA. RefSeq lists its product as uncharacterized. Bases 1 to 258 code for a protein of 85 amino acids. NCBI's taxonomy places the organism in Eukaryota, Fungi, Ascomycota, Sordariomycetes, Hypocreales, Ophiocordycipitaceae. The record is from RefSeq and is a predicted model, not a curated record. The transcript has a single exon.
AUGGCACCGACAUCCUGUGCCACCGACAUCGCGGGAGGCGAUCCGUGCGCAGUAUCUCGCCUGGUCUGGCUCGGUAUCGGCUUCAUGCUUGGAUACGGCACCUUUGUCGUCAUGCUCGGCCUUCUCCUCGGUCACCAGAUGAAGAGGCUACCUUGGCUGUGGGAUGCGGAGCUGGCGGAGCAGCGCCGUCGAUCCGAGGCCUGCGCAGCCGCCGCCGCAUACGUGCCUCCCCCUCCGCCCUCGGCCGCGGCGGAGUGA